This is a messenger RNA of Melanotaenia boesemani (Boeseman's rainbowfish), 3795 nucleotides long. RefSeq names its product lisH domain-containing protein ARMC9. Lineage: Eukaryota; Metazoa; Chordata; Actinopteri; Atheriniformes; Melanotaeniidae. The record is from RefSeq and is a predicted model, not a curated record. Gene Ontology annotation, biological process: cilium assembly. Gene Ontology annotation, molecular function: protein binding. The coding region runs from base 274 to 2802 and encodes 842 amino acids. Gene Ontology annotation, cellular component: ciliary basal body; ciliary tip; centriole. The transcript has 26 exons.
CUAGGUAUUUUUAGCGUCCUGCCUGUGUACGGUUGCUAGCUGAUGUUAAGCCUGCUGACAAAAAAUAAAAAAAAUGUAAGCGAAGUCCUCUCGAAAAAAAUGUAUUUUAUAAGUUUAAACCACGGGUUAACGCACCAACGAAAGUUUUAUAUGUUUAUAUUCACCGGGUAAAUGGUGUACGUUUAAAGUGAAUGAGCCUUCAACGUGUUCGCUGAAAUCGUUACUGAUUGAGAAAAGUCUUUCUUGUCAGUAGGUGGAAAUUUUGGGCUGCACAUGAACUCCAAGGAACCAGCCAAGAUGGGGGACAUCUUGGCUGCUGAAGCAGAUCUUCUUGGAAUGAUCAAAGAGUACCUUAAGUUUGAGGAGUUUGAAGAGUCUGUUCAGAGUUUUGACAAGGAGUGCAAAAGCAAAGGCAAGCUUGUCUCAAAGCCUCGAGGAAGUACUCUCAGAGAUUCAAAAACCUAUGCCAUCCAGAAAGACCUCCUUAGCUCUUUUGAUGAUGGAGACCACAAAGUGUUCUUUGAACUGUGGACAGAGAAUAUUCCUUCAGAGGUAAAAGAUGUAGAUGCAGAGGCACAGAGCCUGGAAUUCUAUCUUCACAUCCACUUCACUAUAUACCCACUAAGGAGGCACCCUGGGAGACAAGACCGAGCUGAUUUUGAGGAAAGGAUUUCUUACUUCAAGCAGUACCUUGAAACACGGGGCUCGGCUCUGAGCCAAACCACAGAGUUUUUGCCUUAUUAUGCUUUGCCUUUUGUUCCCAACCCAUCUGUUCACCCCUCCUUCAAAGAUCUCUUUCAGGAAUUCUGGAUACCACAGUUGAAAGAUAAGCUGGAGAAGUUCCUGUCAAUUACACUAAAACCGUCCAAGACUCCAAGGCUGAUGACUUUAUAUAAAGAAGGAGGAAGGAGCGCUAAAGAGGCCAUACAGCAGUUACAGCUUCAGCUUGCUGAAUCGGAACGACGUGUCACCAGCUAUGUGCGGAGGUUUAAUAAGAUGCAAGCCGACUACCACAACCUGAUUGGAAUCACUGCUGAGCUGGUCGACUCUUUGGAAGCCACAGUCAGCGGAAAAAUGAUUUCUCCUGAGUACCUGCAAAGUGUGUGCGUUCGCUUGUUCAGCAGCCAGAUGAGGCAGAACGUGAUGCAGAGCACUGAUUUCACCAGGCCUGGCACUGGAUAUUACUCUAUGAGUCCCUAUGAUGAUGGCUAUGCCUCUUCCAUGCUUCGGGCAUCCAUUGCACCACAAAGACCUAAGGAAGUGCCAAUGCUGCCCUCGUUAGAUUAUGAGAAGCUGAAGAAAGACCUGCUUGAAGGCCCAGACAGACUUAGGUGUCUGCUGUUGCAGGCCCUGCGCUGGAGACUCACCCGCUCACUCCCUGGUGAACAGAGAGACACCGUUCUUCAGGCCUACAUAAGCAAUGAUCUGCUGGAGCGCUACAGUACUAAGCAGAAAACUGUGCUUCAUUUAUUGAGAUCAACAAAUAAGACUGUCCAACAAUACAUGGCUCGCCUCAUCAAUACAUUUGCUUCUCUUGCAGAGGGGCGGGUUUACCUCUCCCAAAUUCCCAUUCUUCUGAAACUUCUGACAGAGGCCCUCAGAAAGGAGGAAAAAGACUCCAUGACAAGAGAGCAUGUACUGGUAGCCCUGCAGAAACUUAGCCUCAGGAGAAGCCAGCAGACAGCCAUGAUAAUAGACGAUUUGAUUUUCUGGCUCGUGGAUGAGCUGCAAGACUCUGACUGCCUCAGUGACUACACCCUGGAUUACUCUGCAGCUCUGCUAAUGAACUUGUGUCUGCGAACUAAAGGGAAAAGGAAGUGUGCAGAAAAUGCCAAACAUGUACUUAAGGUUCUGACUGACCUCCUUGGACAUGAGAACCAUGAGAUUCGACCAUAUGUGAAUGGAGCCCUGUACAGUAUCCUGUCUAUCCCCUCUGUGCGACAGGAAGCCAAAGAGAUGAGCUUAGAGGAAAUUCUUCGGUGCUACAACAGAGAGGAAAAUCCAGAUCUCAACAGACAGAUUGAGUUCAUCAUCAAACAGCUAAACUCAGCUGAGGAAGAAGGGCCAGAGUCGGAUGAUGAAGAGGAGGAAGAUGACAAUGAUGAAGACUUGAUGGAAACUGAACUUGACAAAGAGGAAGUUCUUCAACCACAGAACAGAGAACUGUUUGGAGAGACUCUGCUCACCACUGAGUACCUGGGAAUUAUGACCAACAUGACGAAAGUGAAGAGGAAGACAACACCUUUGAUGCAUCCAAAUGGUGAUGAGCCCUUACAGCGACCAGUCACCCCUAGUUCUCUUCGUAAUUUAAGCGGAGGUGACCAUCAAGGCAUCUCUGAGACACAUGCGAGUAGCAGGGACAGGGAAUACCCUCGGAGCAGACAGAAGAGUGAGGAAGGAAGCCUGCUUCCUUCUCAAUACAACUCACGACCUCCUACACGCUCCGGGAGCCGUCCCAGUACCAAUGAUUCCCUGCGACACAGCAUUGAUUCAGUUUGUGGCCCGUUCUCCCAGCAGUCAGAGUUAGAAGGGGCAUAUGAAGGCACAGCCAGGAAAGGACAUUCCCAGGAGGAACACAAUCAGCACUCUACCAGUAGUGAAUAUAUUUCAGCAUUUGCAAGCCAGCCUAAGAUUCCACGCACACCUGACACCACAGUCAAUCAGAGCAAUUCUCACCGGGAUCGCGGGCUGACCCUGGCACCCCAGCUUUCAGAGUCAGAGCCACAGCAGAGCAGCCGGCCUGGCUCUGCCAGCUCUACGGAAGGAGGGGGAGGUGGAGGUAGCCAGUCAAAGAGGAGGUGAGGAAGGAGCUGUCACCACGGUGUAGCGCUAUCUCCCCAGGAGCAUCAGGCUUCCUGUAACAUCAUCCCCCCAGGUUGUGAUGAGGGUUCGGAGCAACAGAGAUGGUCAAGCAUCAGCGGCAGCAGCAAGAGGAGGAAGAUGAGUGUGUGGAACAAUGUGUAGGAUUGUGGCUCUCCAUUUUUUUCCUCCUCUUUUGGCUUCAAAACUACUUUGGUAAUAUAAUAUGAAGGCAGGCGAUAAUGACAACCCCCAGCCAUGCAGUACUGUGCACCUUGAAGCUUCUAAAUUUUUGUCUUUCUCCUUAUAGUGUUACUUGGAACACUUUGAGCUAUGACAAAAGUUAUCUGUAACAAGAUACAAGUUAUUGUCCAACUUGGAUGUAAAACUCCGAUUUAGAGCCAUCCAGCAGAAAUUACCUUGCUUUCCACUUUCACGGAUUUCUUUCCCAUUUCCUUACUUCCAUAUCGAUGAACAGAUUCCCAGAGAGGCCUCAUUUUGUGAGCUCAUGCUUUCAAACUUGAGUUUUAAAAGAUGUAAUGAGCAGAUCUGUAACACAGAAUCUGUAACUCACAGUUCAAAUUUACGUCAUUAAUCCUCUAAAUUUAAUAACUGCACUGUAUUUUUUUUCUUCAACUGUGUUUUAUAAAUAAAUAAUGAAUGUAGACGUUUUGCUUGAAAUAUAAAUAUUUUUCUACAUGUCCAGCUCGUAUGAAAGUACCUGCUACUGACCCCAGGAGAACCCACAGGUCCUGGUAUGACAUGGCAGGUUAGUGUAUGUUUUUGAAGGAUAUUAGGAUCAUUUGAUGCCUUCAGCAUUUGACAGAAAAUAUAAAUAAAUAAUUUUUUUCAUUUUUGUGAACGUCUUGAAUUUGAGUUGCUUGUAUUGUACAUUUUUACAGUUUUCGGUUGUGAUGUAUAUUUAUGCUAGUGUUGAACUUUUCUUCUAAUGCAUUGCAAUGAUUUUCAGUAGUUUGUAAUAAAUGUGUCACAUCA